This is a messenger RNA of Rotaria sp. Silwood1, 261 nucleotides long. NCBI's taxonomy places the organism in Eukaryota, Metazoa, Rotifera, Eurotatoria, Philodinida, Philodinidae. The record is from the annotation of a GenBank genome assembly.
AUGCCUUGUAAUUGGUAUCAAUGCAAUGGACAACAUGUACAACUUCGAACAAUAUUGAUGGAUAAUCAACGAGUUCGUUUUCUUACACCUUCUUCUCAUCAUUUGACAUCUAGUCCGCUAAUUAUAAUUGAUACUCAACGACCGUCGCCGUCACCUCCUUGUCAUCUAUCAGAAAUUAAUGCUGAUCCUCAAUUGGAAAAUGAAUACAACGAAUGGUUGGAAGCCCAUCGAGAAAACAUCAUGGAACAACAACAAAUCUAG